UGUUCGAGAGUUGAGACAGGGCGACAGUGAGAGUGAGAGAGAGAGUAUGGAGAAAACGGAGGAGAAUCGAAUUAGGUCAGAUGAUUCCGACGAGUCAGACCCGAGAUAUUUCAAGAAACGUAAUACGGGGAAGAAAGACAACGAUGGGGUGAGCCUAGGAUCUCCGAGUUCUAGGGCAAGAGGAAGAGGAAGAGGAAGAGGAAGGGGAAGAGGGAGGGUGAUGUCUACGCUCGACAAGGAUAAUAACAACUCUGAAGAUGCUGUGAGCAUAGAAUCUCCGAGUUCUGAAGGCCAGGGACGAGCAAGAGGGAGAGGGAGAGGGAGAGGAAGAGGAAACAAAUCUGACGGUGGAGAGGACUCGAAGCCAUCUACUGAAAGACGAGGGAGCGUGAGAUUAAUGUCUACGCCCAACAAGGAUGAUAACAACUCUGAUGAAGGAACGAAAAAGUAUGUGGGUAUGACUUGUCAUCAUUGUAAGAACUUAACGGAUAAGGCUGAUCUUGUCUUCUGUUCUAAAUGUAUCAAGAAGCGCUAUUGCUGUGACUGCAUCAAGAAAUGGUAUCCUGAGAGAACCUCUGAGGAAGUUAGAGAUGCAUGUCCUUUCUGUUUGGGGAAUUGCAAUUGCAAAGCUUGUUUGCGUCUACCUUUGCUUCUCAUCAAGCAGAGACCAAGUGAAAAGGACGCUAAUGUCAAGCUCAACCAGUUGCAGUACCUAUUACUUAAACUUCUUCCACUUCUUAGGGAUGUUUCUAUAGAGCAGAACCGUGAACUAGAGAUUGAAACAUCUAUUAGAGGACUCCCUGUGACUGAAUCUGAUAUUACUAGGAACGGAGCUGGCAUAAAUGAGCGCAUAUGCUGUGACCUCUGCCGCACAUCUAUUUCCAAUUUCCACAGAAGCUGUCCGAAAUGUUCAUGCGAUGUAUGUCUUUCGUGCUGCAAGGAACUAAGAGAGGGAUUCUGUGAUCAAGGUAUCUCUAGUUGGAAGCUCAAUUCAGACGGUAGCAUUCCAUGUCCUCCAAAAGAGUGUGUUGGUUGUUGUGGUAUGUCAACACUGGAGUUGAGACGCUCAUGGGAAUGUGGUUGGAUUGAAAAACUGAUAACGGAUGCAGAGGAAGUUACUAUGCAGUUUAGGCCACCAGAUGUGGAUAUUACUCAUGAAUGUUCCUCAUGCACUGCAAAAUCUGAUUCCAUCAUCACAAGGCAGGCGGCGUUUAGGAAGAAUGGUCAUGAUAACUUCUUAUUCUCCCCAAAUGCUGUUGAUUUGGCUGAAGAAGAUAUUGCUCAUUUUCAGUUGCAUUGGAUGAAGGCGGAACCUGUGAUAGUCAGAAAUGUUCUCGAGAAAGGGUCUGGACUAAGUUGGGAGCCAAUGGUUAUGUGGAGAGCUUGCAGGGAAAUUAAUCCAAAAGUUCAAUGCAAGGGAGGUGCGAACAGCGUGAAAGCUUUGGAUUGCUUGGACUGGUGUGAGGUUGACAUAAAUAUUCAUCAGUUUUUUCAAGGCUACUUGAAAGGCCGCCAGGAUCGCAGUGGUAUGCCAGUAAUGUUGAAAUUAAAAGAUUGGCCUCCAUCAACUCUAUUUGAAGAGAGGCUUCCAAGGCAUAACGCUGAGUUUAUUUCUGCGUUACCUUUCUUUGAUUACACUGACCCAAAGUCAGGUAUCUUGAAUCUUGCAACAAGGCUUCCACAAGAAUCCUUGAAACCAGAUCUUGGGCCCAAGACAUACAUUGCCUACGGUUUCCCUGAAGAGCUUGAUAGAGGAGAUUCUGUGGCAAAACUACAUUGUGAUAUUUUUGACGUGGUUAAUGUGCUGACACACACAACUGAAGUGGAUAUACCUCCCUGGCAAUACAAACUUGUAAAAAAAGCACAGUUGCGUAAACAACACGUUGGUCAACAACAGACAGAAAAAAGGUCACUGAAAGAAGUAGAGAAUGGGGAAGCUUUAAAGGAAUGCGAUGCUCUUGAGGUUGAAGAAAGUUUGAAGACAGAGAGAUUAUCUCCCCAGUACCAAAGUGAGGAUGGACUAAUGAUGCCAACGCUUCCUUCAACUCCCCCGUGGGAUAAAGAGGAAAGCCCUCCACAACCUAAUGUGGGUACAAGUGGGGAGUCCAUACAAGAACAUAAACUGGAUGCUCCAAAAGAAACUAAUGGCAAUGCCAGUGAGAGUUCAAAUGGUGGUGCUGUGUGGGACAUCUUUCGAAGAGAGGAUGUUCCAAAACUUGCUGAGUAUUUGAAAAGACACAAGCAUGAGUUUCAUCAUCUCUACAACGAACCUGUGGAAUCUGUUAUCCACCCAAUUCAUGACCAGAGUAUGUUCUUGAAUGAAAGCCAGAAGAAACAGUUGAAGAAAGAGUUCGAUAUUGAGCCAUGGACAUUUGUACAACACCUAGGUGAAGCUGUUUUCAUCCCUGCAGGUUGUCCCCACCAAGUGAGAAAUAUACAGUCUUGCAUAAAGGUGGCACUAGAUUUUGUUGCUCCUGAGAGUGUAGAAGAAUGCCUUAGGCUAACACAAGAGAUCCGGAGACUCCCAAAAGACCACAGAUACAGCGAAAAUAGAUUAGAGAUUAAGAAAAUGGUGAUGCAUGCAGCGAGUUCAGCCAUAAGAGAAGCACAAGAUCUAAAAAUGCAAAACUCCAGGACGCAGCAGUGGCCUUUGAAAUAAAGACGCCAAGUAGUGUAUUCAUACUAUAUCUCUAAAAGCUUGGCAUUUGUGUUUUUUUUUUUCACGGCUUCUCCAGUAACAUAACUAACAAAUAUCAGCAAACCAACAGCUUCCAUACCUAACAAAAUGGCUUCAAAUCAAGUUUACUG
Molecule: messenger RNA, 2808 nt
Organism: Raphanus sativus (radish)
Lineage: Eukaryota; Viridiplantae; Streptophyta; Magnoliopsida; Brassicales; Brassicaceae
Product: lysine-specific demethylase JMJ27
Exons: 13
Coding region: 47-2659 (870 amino acids)
Biological process (GO): regulation of transcription by RNA polymerase II
Cellular component (GO): chromatin; histone deacetylase complex
Molecular function (GO): chromatin DNA binding; histone H3K9 demethylase activity; transcription coregulator activity
Source: RefSeq, a predicted model, not a curated record